UACACAUCAGGACCAAAACCUACUUGUUGGCAUGUGUUGUAUGGGCACUGUGGUAAAUAUGUGGGUUACUGUAGCAAUUCUAGCUCUUUUUGUGCAUUUAAACUGUUUAAGCAUUACAGCAGCAUAUUCAUGGAGUCCACAAACUGCAAAGCAACCUCAAUUACCAGAAGUUCCUGGUCCACAUCAUCGUGAGAUCUAUGAUAUCUAUGACUCAAAGCCUGUAGAGACCUCUGCUAAAUGCAGAGUGGAUGAUGUUGACCAGGUUCUUUGUGGGGAACCUGGUAUAGAUGCUGCUCUGUGUGGUGCUAUAAACUGCUGUUUUGAUGGGCUGCAGUGUUACUAUGGGAAAACUGUGACUGUCCAGUGCACAAUAGAUGGCCAGUUUGUGUUGGUAGUGGCCAGGGAUACAACACUACCCAGACUGAGCCUGGAUUCAAUCUUCCUGUUGGGAGGAAGUGAUGCCCCCUGCAGUGCUGUGGAUUCCAAUGCUGACUUUGCUAUCUACCAGUUUCCUGUAACUGCUUGUGGCACAAGAGCAAUGCAUCUAGGUGACCAUGUGGUCUAUGAGAACAAAAUGUCCUCCUCCUAUGAAGUUGAAGUGGGACCCCUUGGUGCGAUCACAAGAGACAGCCACUAUGAGCUUUACUUCCAGUGUAGGUAUGCUGAUGCAGCUGUUGCAGCACUGGCUGUGCAGCUUUCCUCAAGUAAUCCUCCUAUGCCUGUAGCUGCUUCUGGACCUCUCAGGGUAGAACUAAGACUAGGCAGUGGUCAGUGUGUCACAAAGGGCUGUGUGCAAGCACAAGCAGCCUAUGCAUCAUACUACAGUGAUGCUGACUACCCUGUGACUAAGGUUCUGAGGGAGCCUGUGUAUGUUGAGGUACGCAUCUUGGGGAGGACGGAUCCCAAUAUUGCGCUGGUCUUGGGACGUUGCUGGGCAACCUCUUCCUCUCACCCCUUCAGCACUCCUCAGUGGGACCUUCUGGUGGAUGGGUGCCCAUACCAGCAUGACCGCUACCUGACUACUCUCAUUCCAGUUGAUGGGUUGUCUGGACUUCAGUUCCCCAGCCAUUACAAGCGCUUUGUCCUGAAGAUGUUCACGUUUGUGGAUUCUACCUUCUGGGCUCCCUUGCAAGAAAGGGUCUACAUUCAUUGUAGUGCAGCUGUAUGUCAACCAACUCUAUUUGAUGCCUGUGAGCCAAGAUGCACCAGACACAGGAGAGAUGUUGCUGCAGCUGAUUGGAAAUCCCCUCAUGAUUCAGUCAUAGUGUCCAGUGGCGAGGUCAUCUUUACCAGGAAGCCCUAAUCUGCUCCAGCUGAGCCUUGAUGUCAUUUAGAAUCAUUUAAUAAACUGUUUGAAAUGUCA
Messenger RNA from Pygocentrus nattereri (red-bellied piranha), 1363 nucleotides. Its product is annotated as zona pellucida sperm-binding protein 4-like. The record is from RefSeq and is a predicted model, not a curated record. Gene Ontology annotation, biological process: prevention of polyspermy; binding of sperm to zona pellucida. The coding region runs from base 32 to 1303 and encodes 423 amino acids. Gene Ontology annotation, molecular function: acrosin binding; structural constituent of egg coat. Gene Ontology annotation, cellular component: egg coat. The transcript is spliced from 8 exons. Lineage: Eukaryota; Metazoa; Chordata; Actinopteri; Characiformes; Serrasalmidae.